Molecule: messenger RNA, 2412 nt
Organism: Camponotus floridanus (Florida carpenter ant)
Lineage: Eukaryota; Metazoa; Arthropoda; Insecta; Hymenoptera; Formicidae
Exons: 4
Coding region: 126-2198 (690 amino acids)
Source: RefSeq, a predicted model, not a curated record
AAUCUUCUUGAUCCAACUGGAACCCAUGCUACAACUAAACAGGAAUAUUAGCGAGAAGAGCUGGAUAGCAUUGCGAGACACGUGCAUUAUUUCAUAAUCUUGUAAUCAUCAUCAAAAGGAAAUUCAUGGACGAUACGAACAUAUCGGAAUUUCAUAGAAGAAACACAUUGUUUUACAAUGGCAAAAAAUUUAUCGAUGAUGAAUGUGAAUUAACCACAACAUUAAUCAAGAUUAAAAUACAAAAAAGUGAUCUACGGCUACAAAGAUGGUUAAUUAUUAUUGUGCUAUUAGUUCUUCUGUUAAUGUCGUUUCUCAAUAAUUGCAAUAUUAAUCCAUUUCGGAUCAUUCGAUUUGAAGCAAUGGCCAAAUCGAUUACUCCAGAUAUAGUAAUGCAAGAACAUUUAUCGUUAUUACCGAGGGUUUAUACACCAAUGGGCAAUGAUGGCUUCCUAGUUCGCAACAAAGGAUGCUAUCUACCCGCGAUGGAUCCUUUCGAUCCUGAAACUCGACAUUUUAUAAUUAAAGAGUCAUUCGAAUGCGAAUACGGAAAAUCUCUGCCACUAAUUGAGUCGAAUAACACUGCGUUGUUUAUUAACCCUCUGGUAUCGAACGAAUUCAACAAUAUUAAUUGUUGUUGGCGACCAUUCUGGCGAACGAAAAAUGAUGAUAAUGCUAUUACAUUUGACCAGCAGUGUUAUCCAUUUCAAAAUUCCAUUGCUAUAAACGCUGAAUUCGUGAAGGUUGAAUGUUCUCGUAACAACCAAGUGACAUAUAAGGAUUACUAUGUUUUUCUACCGCGCAAGCCUUUGGUAGAGGAAAGAUGCAAGCAAGCGUUAAGUAAGAACAAGUUCCUCGAGGAUCGUCUCAGCAUUCUCGUCCUCGGGAUCGAUUCAGUUUCCAGAAUGAAUUUUCAUAGAAUGAUGCCGAAGACUGUGAAGCUGCUUCACUCCCUCAAUGCCGUGGAAAUGCUGGGUUUCACCAAAGUCGCCGAAAAUACAUAUCCUAAUCUCGUCCCGCUACUGAGCGGUUUGAAUCAGGACGAGUUGCAAAAACUAUGUUGGCAGACCCCUAAGGAAACCUUCGACGAAUGUCCGUUAUUAUGGAAGAAUUUCAGCACUGCCGGUUAUCGCACGAUAUUCGCCGAGGAUGCAUAUACCAUGACCACAUUUAAUUAUUUGAAACCAGGAUUUCGAGAUGAACCGACGGAUUAUUAUCUUAGACCAUAUUGCCUCGGCGCUGAGAGGGAUAUCGGCAAUACUCGCAAGCUAAACGCCAAUCUUUGUAUUGGUACCAGAAAGACAUUCGACUGUUUACUAGAUUACAGUCGUAAAGUGGUGACAGAAUUCUCCUCGGAGCUUUAUUUCGCCUUUAUUUGGCAGGCCAGUCUCACUCACGAUUAUUUUACGUAUCCGCAGUUAGGUGAUGACUCGUAUCACGAUUUCAUCGAGUACGUGUCGCAAAAAGAUCUAUUGAAUCGCAUUGUCUUGAUCGUGAUGAGCGAUCACGGAAUUAGAUGGGGUAAAUUUCGACAAACAUAUCAAGGUAAGAUCGAGGAUAGUUUGCCAUUCGUCUUCAUCGUGUUGCCGAGAUGGUGGCGAGAGAAAUUUCCGUUAGCUUGGGGAAAUUUGCGCAAAAACAGCCAUAGCUUGGCGACCGCCUUCGACCUUCACGAAACCUUGAAGGAUCUAUUGAACCCGCAAAGUCUACACGAGUCAUUUCUUAAGGAACGCAUCAAAGCUCAGGCCUCAUCGCCUAUUCCACGCGGCAUUAGCUGGUUCCUACCGGUACCAGACAUUCGUACCUGCGACAUGGCACAUAUACCAAAUCACUGGUGCAUGUGUCAUACCAGCAAUACCGUCAUCUGGAACGACACCAGUCUCCAAGACAGCGUGUCAUUUUUCGUCAGGGAAUUGAACGACAUGCUAAGCGGCUAUCCUCUGUGCGCUACAUUGAACUUGAAGCUGAUCAAGGACGCGAAGAUAUGGUCCGACAACACGGAUGGCGCGAAAUUGUUGGAUUACACGGUGACUAUACAAACUACUCCAGGAGAUGCGAUUUUCGAAGCUACAGUGCGUUACAAGGCAGACGAUAAUAGCCGCAAAUUGGUUGGUUCGAUCAGCAGACUGAACGCUUAUGGCAUUCAGAGUGCUUGUGUUGAUGAGUUUAAUAUACGACUGUAUUGUUAUUGUCUAUAUUAGGCGUGACGUUAAAGCAACGAUUACUUUUUUUGUAUCUUAUAAUUUAAAUCGAAGCCUUGAUCAAGGAGGCUCAGUCCUCCUUGAUUUAUAAAAAAAAUUAUCACAGCUGGAGAGUUUCGGGAUGGACUCUAUUUAAUUUCACAAAAAAACAUUCCUGCGCUUUUAUCUGAUUUUUUUUUAUGAAAAUGGACAAUAUUGUAUCAAGAUAUCCAAG